AUGGCCUCAACGCCCUCUCCGGUUUCAGGCGUGGGGCUGCUGUCCAUCCCGUACGCGCUGGCGGAGGGCGGGUGGCUCAGCCUGGUGCUGCUCCUCCUCGUCGCCAUCGUCUGCUGCUACACCGGCCAGCUCCUGCAGACGUGCAUGGGCGCGUCGCCGGACGUGCGCGGCUACCCGGACAUCGGCGCGCGCGCCUUCGGGGCCAAGGGCCGCUUCGCCGUCUCGGCCUUCAUGUACGCCGAGCUCUACCUCGUCGCCAUCGGCUUCCUCAUACUGGAGGGGGACAACCUCGACAAGCUGUUCCCGGGCGCCAGCCUCAGCCUCGGCGGCGUGCUCCUGCUCUCCGGCAAGCACCUCUUCAUCGUGCUCGUCUCCAUCGUCAUCCUGCCCACCACGUGGCUCAGGAACCUGGGCGUGCUCGCCUACGUGUCGGCCAGCGGCGUGCUCGCGUCGGUCGUGCUGGUCUUCUGCGUGCUCUGGGCCGCGGUGGUUGACGGCGUCGGCUUUCAGGGGAAAGGCACCAUGCUCAACGUCAGCGGCCUACCCACCGCGCUCGGACUCUACACUUUCUGCUACUGCGGCCACGCCAUAUUCCCGACAUUGUGCAAUUCCAUGAAGGAAAAGGACAAGUUCUCCAAGGUACUGGUCAUAUGCUUCGUGGCAUGCACCCUCAACUACGGAUCCAUGGCCAUACUGGGCUACCUCAUGUACGGCGACGACGUCGAGUCUCAGGUGACCCUGAACCUCCCGGAGGGCAAGCUCAGCUCCAAGCUAGCAAUCUACACGGCGCUGAUCAACCCGUUCUCAAAGUACGCUCUGAUGGUGACCCCCGUCGCGACAGCGAUCGAGGAGAAGCUGCUUGCUGGCAACAAGAGGUCCCUCAACAUGCUCAUCAGGACCUUCAUCGUCAUCAGCACGGUCAUCGUGGCCCUCGCCGUCCCCUUCUUCGGCCACCUCAUGGCGCUCGUCGGCUCGCUCCUCAGCGUCAUGGCCUCCAUGCUGCUCCCGUGCAUUUGCUACCUCAAAAUCUUCGGCACGGCGAGGUGCAGCAGGGCCGAGGUCGCGCUGAUCGUCAUGAUCAUCGUUCUCGGCUCCUUGGUUGCCGCAAGUGGGACUUACUCUUCUCUGCAGAAGAUCAUUCACGAGUUCUGA
Molecule: messenger RNA, 1152 nt
Organism: Triticum turgidum subsp. durum (durum wheat)
Lineage: Eukaryota; Viridiplantae; Streptophyta; Magnoliopsida; Poales; Poaceae
Source: the annotation of a GenBank genome assembly